Cydia splendana is the source of this 6205-nucleotide messenger RNA. RefSeq names its product AP-1 complex subunit gamma-1 (gene AP-1gamma). Gene Ontology annotation, biological process: intracellular protein transport; Golgi to vacuole transport. NCBI's taxonomy places the organism in Eukaryota, Metazoa, Arthropoda, Insecta, Lepidoptera, Tortricidae. The record is from RefSeq and is a predicted model, not a curated record. The coding region runs from base 103 to 2760 and encodes 885 amino acids. The transcript has 22 exons. Gene Ontology annotation, molecular function: clathrin-cargo adaptor activity. Gene Ontology annotation, cellular component: membrane coat; AP-1 adaptor complex; Golgi apparatus.
UGAUAACAGUACAGUUUGCACUGUUGUGGAAUUGUGUUGUGUUUGUGAAAUGUUGAUUUUUAAGUGAUUUAUAAUAUCUGCGCCUAUCAAAUUUUGAACAAUAUGGCUUAUCCGAUGUAUGAAGUCGAUUGGAGUGUGCUGCCGCCAGAACAAAAUAGAAGGUUUAACCCGGCCUUUAAUAUUGCGACCAUAAAGCAAGUGGUGAAUGAGGCCAUUGAAAGAGUCGCGCCGGUUUCAGUGCGCAUGCCCACGCCGACCCGGCUGCGGGAUCUCAUCAGGCAAAUCAGGGCUGCACGGACGGCGGCGGAAGAACGGAGCGUGGUCAACAAGGAGUGCGCCUAUAUUAGGUCCACUUUCAGAGAAGAGGAUAGCGUUUGGAGAUGUCGCAACAUCGCAAAACUCCUCUACAUCCACAUGCUGGGCUACCCAGCGCACUUCGGUCAACUGGAGUGCCUCAAACUCAUCGCCAGUACGCGGUUCACGGACAAACGAGUGGGCUACCUCGGCGCCAUGUUGCUACUAGAUGAGCGGCAAGACGUCCAUCUCCUCAUCACGAACUGUCUCAAGAACGAUCUCAACAGCAACACCCAAUUCGUGGUCGGUCUCGCAUUAUGUACACUCGGCGCCAUCGCCUCUCCAGAAAUGGCGAGAGACUUGGCAUCAGAAGUAGAGCGACUGAUCAAGAGUCCAAACGCGUACAUUAAGAAGAAGGCAGCACUGUGUGCGUUCCGCAUUAUAAGAAGAGUUCCAGAUUUGAUGGAGAUGUUCCUACCGGCUACAAGGAGUUUAUUGACGGAAAAGAAUCAUGGUGUCCUUAUCACGGGCGUGACGCUCAUCACAGAGAUGUGCGAAAACAGUCCCGACACACUCAACCACUUCAAAAAGGAGAGCGGACAGCGCGAGAUUGUUCCGAACCUGGUACGGAUACUGAAGAAUUUGAUACUGGCCGGUUACUCGCCCGAGCAUGACGUCAGUGGCGUCUCGGACCCCUUCCUUCAGGUUAAAAUCCUCCGCCUCCUCCGGAUACUGGGCAAGAACGACGCGGAAGCAUCCGAGGCCAUGAACGACAUCCUAGCCCAAGUAGCCACCAACACGGAGACCAGCAAAAACGUGGGAAACACCAUCCUCUACGAGACCGUGCUGUCCAUCAUGGACAUCAAGUCAGAGAGCAGUCUACGGGUCCUAGCGGUGAACAUCCUCGGAAGAUUCCUUCUGAACAACGACAAGAACAUCAGAUACGUCGCGCUGAACACGCUGUUGAGGACGGUGCAUGUCGACACGUCGGCCGUGCAGAGGCAUCGGACCACCAUUCUGGAAUGUUUGAAGGACCCCGACAUCUCCAUCCGGCGGCGCGCCAUGGAGUUGUCCUUCGCGCUCGUGAACCAGCAGAACAUCCGCAGCAUGAUGAAGGAGCUCCUCGUGUUCCUCGAGCGCUCGGAGCCGGAGUUCAAGGCGCACUGCUCCAGCGCCAUGCUGCUGGCCGCCGAGAGAUACGCGCCCACCAACAAGUGGCAUCUAGACACGCUGUUCAAGGUGUUCCUCAAGGCGGGCAACUACCUCCGAGACGACACCGUGUCCAGCACCAUCCAGAUCAUCUCAUCGGCCCCGGCCGAGCGGCAGGCCUACGCGGCCAUGCGGCUCUGGAGCUCCCUCGAGCGCUCCGCCGUCAACGGCGACUCCUCCGACAAGCAGCCGCUAGUGCAGGUGGCAACAUGGACGGUAGGAGAAUACGGCGAUCUGUUGGUGUCAGAAGCCAGCAAUGCUAUUUCCAUGGUCGAUGAUGACGGCGUAGACGACUUCGAGCGUCCGCGCGAGGAGUACGUGAUCGACAUCUACCAGAAGCUGCUUUGGUCGACGCAACUCUCCAUCACCACUAAGGAGUUCUUGCUACUGUCCUUAGCUAAGCUGUCAACCAGGUUCACCAGCCAGCCUAGUCAGGAUAAAAUCCGAGUGAUCAUCGACACUUUCGGUUCUCAUAUUCACAUCGAAUUGCAACAGAGAGGAGUGGAGCUAUCUCAACUAUACAGACAAUACGCGCACCUGCGGCCGGCGCUGCUGGAGCGCAUGCCGCCCAUGGAGGCGCCCUCCGCGCGCGCGCGCGACGACGAGCCCGAGCCCGAGCCCGCCGCGGAGCCCCGAGCGCAGGGGAACCACCAGGACGCCCUCCUGGAUUUGAUCAUUGGGUCCGAGCCGCUGACGAAUGGCGACGCCGAGCACCGCACUGACGUCGCGGCGAACAACAACAAUAACAACACCAACACUAAUGAUAUCCUGGACUUGUUAAGUGGACUCGAGCUGACCAGCACCCCUGCGGCCGCGCCGCCGCCGGCGCUCAACAACAACGCGGCCAACACCGCCAGCCUGCUGCUCGACGGACUCUUCGCCGCGCCACAGCCGCCAGUUUCACAACCCUCCCUAACCGUACCAGCGCUGGACAAGGCCGGUGUGGUGGUGGUGCUGGAGGUGGAGCGCGGCGCGGCGCACGGCGUCACGCUCACCAUGCGCGCGCGCAGCUCCCGCCUCGAGCCGCUCACCGACUUCCUGUUCCAGGCCGCCGUGCCCAGGACGUUACAGCUUGACAUGAUGUCGCCAUCGGGCACAGUGCUGCCCCCACAGGGAGAAAUCACUCAGGUCCUCAAAAUCAACAAUCCGUCCCGGACGCCGCUCCGGCUCAGGAUACGAGUGUCGUACGUGUGUGAAGGAGGACCGGUGUUAGAGCAGGCGGAGGUGAACGCAUUCCCCGCCGACCUGUUCAACUGACGCGCGCGCAGCCCGCCCGGCGCGGGCCUGUAGCCCGACCACGAGCACGAGCCGGCACCGGGGUAGCGGCGACACGUUUUCAAUGGCCCGAAUACACACGCAGUACGAGCGAGAAGAAGUUAGGCACCACACGAAGCGGCUCAAUCUGUAAAGGGAUCAUUACAUCACACAUAAUUUCGAUUUUUUAGAAACCCCCCUUCGGUCGGACUUUUUCAUAGGAAAGAGAUAUUUAAUACGUGCUGUCAAACUUGGCAUGACCCCCCCUUGUUGCUAACUGACGUAAUAUGUGGUUGAACCCAAAGACGUAGCUCGCUUGAGACAAACGCACGCGCAAUCGGGCGAGAGACAUUUUUACAGAUCGAGUUGUUCCGUGCGGUGAUUAAGGACCAGUUGCACCGACCACGACUAGUGGACUGAUAGACGUCACUCGGCAGUGAACUAUCAAAUUUCCCAUGCAAUAAAUUUUAGUGGACGCUUUAACGGUGACAGAACGGUCUGGUGCAACCGACCCUCGAUCGUGAAGCGGCCCGUAUUGUGUGGUCCCGCAUAAUUGCGACAGAUUAAUAGGAAAGGGUGAUAUGAUACUGUGAAUGGGACAAAUCGCAACGCAAUAACACAUCGCAAUACAGGAUGGCAGUGCAGGCAGGCUCGAGGGGUGACCGUAGAACGUCAAACCAUACAGGCAAACGGCGAAACAAGGAGAAAAUGACAUUGAACAUAAGUAUAAUGUUUGUUACUAAUUCCACAAAUAGUCUUUGAUAAAUUGUAACUUGUUAUCAAAACGGUAAUAUCAACGUACACAAAGCCCUGUAUUAAUCAAUCGUGCAAAACUAUCAGUAUGUGAAGAUCCCCUUAUAGGGCAUAUAGGGGAUAUACAUUUUACAAGCGCCCUCAGUAUCUGCACAUAGGAACAUACAGCAUGGUUAGUUAUAGAUAUAUCCAGAAUUACGAUCAAACUGACAUUGGCGUGUAUAAAUACAAUGAUGUUAGAAUCAUCGCUUUUUGGGUAUUCAUAAUUUUUUUAUCAUCUAAAGUAUUUCAUUUCAUUUACAACACUAUAAACAUAUAAUUUUCUAUGAACCUCAAGCGUUGUCUAUUUCUCAUGUAUUUUAUUUUAAUUAUUCAUACUAUAAAUUAAUUUCAUGAAUAUAUUCUAACUAUUGUCAGUUUACGUAAUCCUGAAUACUACUUUACUAAUUAAAAGGUUGUUGCUAUCAAAUUAAAUAUCAAAAGAACACUUAGUUUUGAAGAAUUGAUUUAUUUACGUCUCUCGCGGCAGCUUAUACGGUUUCUUUAGCCUUUUAUUUCUCGCUAAAGACUGACUUCACUAGACUUGCGUAAUAAGUAGUUCUGUAAAUGCUGAAUAGAACCGUAUUGCCUUGAUGUAAGGACGACAGUCGCUUGUACAUAUCCGAGAGUUAGUGAGGUUUUAGACAAUGAUUAACAAGAAUAUUUCCUGUGAACUGAUAUGCUUUUUAAGUCAGGAUGAAAGUAUUUGAGGCAUACUUGCUCAUUAUAAAUAUGAAGACGCAAAUAGACACAAUGUUGCAAACGGUACAGUAAAGGGCCAUAAAUAAAAUAUAAUUCGUUAAAACAAAAAAGACGUUAACUUUUUCUAAGUUCCCGUUUGUAAAAUAUGUCUAAUAUAUAAUUGACUUGAGAUUUUAAACAUUCCAAUUUUUAAGUAAAGUAAGACUAUCCUUAGGUCUAAAAAGAGGGCUGUAUAAAUCUAUGGUUUUGGUAAGGAAACUCGAAUCGUUGUUAAAUGUGAAAAUAUCAACUGGGCGAUUAGGCCGUGCAGUUUUGCCGAUACUGCCCAUACCAUACCGAAUGUGAAUGACUGGUUAGUGCGGCCAAAUCCAUCUGCGGGAAAAAUUCUAACAUCACUAGGUACGCGGUUAAAGGAACGAUAACAUUCUCUGUGAUCAACAGUUGAAAAAAUGCGCUCUUGGACGGAUUUCCCCGCACUUAUAGAAAAAAAUUCCAUCACUUUUAUGUAAUUAAUUUAAAUAAUACAUUUUUAUGGUCAGACUUUGUCAGUAUUAGUAAAAUCUCAAACUGAUGUAUCCCAGUCUGAACUACUUACAGAUGCAACGCAAUGCCUUUACAGAUUCGCUGCUUAUAUGGUUAGUUAUCAAAUAUAUUGUAGGUACAUGUGACGAAUGUGUAUUAGCCCAUCUGUAUGUUAAAACAUGCAGUGUGAUAACGGGGACUCUAAAAUGUACUUAAAUUCAACUACUAAGAUAAUUUACGUGUGAUACAGCACUUAGGAUACGUGUUAAAAUAUCCCUUCGGUAAAAACUUAGUCAUUGAUAAAAAAAUUCGCACGCCUGUUUAUUUAUUGAAGUAUAGAAUACGUUGUGUAAGGGUGGUAUUUCACCUGUCCAAUUUCAUGGACCAAUGUGCAUUGCGUCUCUCAUUAACCCCUGGAACGCCGAACCGACAAACGUACUUGUACCCGUCAGAUGCCUAGUGCCGGAUCCGUCCCAUCCCCCUCAAAUGCCGGAUAGGCUCGCGUACGUGCACCCGUCAACUGCCGCGAUAAAAAAAAAGUGCUAUAGUGCAAAUGAUAUAAAACUCUAUUUUGAAGUGUUUAGAUCUCAAAAUUGUAAAAAUAUAAUACAAUAAAUUUGGUGACUGAUAAGGCACAAGGCAGUUGAGACAGUUUGUACAGAUCUGGGACUAGGCAGUUGACGGGUACAAAAAUUGAAGACCCUCCGGCAGUUGACAGGACUGGUACGGAUAUGGCACUAGGCGUCCCAAGGGUUAAGCAAAAUGUGAGACGCAAAUACACAUUGGGCCAAUAUAUUGGACAGAUGGAAUACCAUCCUAAGGCCUAGUUUAGUGCUGCGAGUUCCCGAUGCAUUUCGUUAUUUAAGAGUAGAUCGUGUAUGAGAUUCGUUGGGUUAGGUUAGGCUAGUUGUUUUGUAAGCCACGCAGAGGAUUUUAUAUUCGGGAUAUUGUAAAUAAGAUGGCUUGUAAUCGAAACUACGCAUUAUGGAUAGCAUUCAAAUGUUAUAUUCCCGUUUUGGUUCUCUUGGGAUAUUUUAACGUUAAGUAGGCACUAGUAUUAAUUUUAUUUUUCCUAUUUAUGUUUAUGAUUAACCCCUAACUGGCACAUUAUAAAUGAAAUAUUUAGCUAAGAUAAUAAUUAUUGAAAUUGUAACAGAUGACGAGUUCCGCGGUUCGUUUUACUAUAAUCAUGGAGUAUAAUUAUACAUAUAAGGUAUUAUUUCCCAAUACAUAAACAGAGCUUGGCAAAAGUUUAUAAAAUGUAAUUUGGUGCUUAUUUUAUUAUAUCUGAUUAAAUAGAAGGCCCUCCACGACGUGAGAUGUUAUGAUUUUGUGUAGGUAUAACUAAAGCUAUGUGAAAGAUGUACAUAUAUGAUUAUAAUGAUUUUAUGUAAAUUGGUUAAUAAAUAUUUGAAAAUGUUUAUAUAAUCAA